Messenger RNA from Dioscorea cayenensis subsp. rotundata (Guinea yam), 2191 nucleotides. Its product is annotated as probable receptor-like protein kinase At2g42960. The transcript is spliced from 8 exons. Gene Ontology annotation, molecular function: ATP binding; protein kinase activity. The coding region runs from base 402 to 1931 and encodes 509 amino acids. NCBI's taxonomy places the organism in Eukaryota, Viridiplantae, Streptophyta, Magnoliopsida, Dioscoreales, Dioscoreaceae. The record is from RefSeq and is a predicted model, not a curated record. Gene Ontology annotation, biological process: protein phosphorylation.
UCCUCUAAGUCCUCUUUUCUCCCUUCCUUCCCUUUUACUGUUCUUUUCUCUCUGGGUUUGGCUUUCCUUCAUUGCAAACCAAGCUUCUUGUCCAUCAAUGCAAAGGAAAAAGAAUGAACUUGGCCAACAUCCUUUUCUCUGAUCCUUGAAACCCAAAGUUUCAGAAAAAUCAAUUUUUUUAAUAAAUAUUUCUGUUCUUGUUCCAUUGUCUCUUGUCUUGCUUGUUUUUGGUGGAAAGUUGUAUUUUUUAAUUUAUUUUAUUGUGUUAUUUGCUUGUUGUUCUUGGUUCAUCCAUUGGUGAAGGGUUGGAGUUUCUUUGUUUUGGUUCUGUGUUUUUGGUGAUGUUUGUUUCUCUUCAUUGAGUGAAAGGAAGAUCAGAAGGAAACUGACCAAAAGGAAAUAUGGGAUCUGGAGGUUCCCUGUAUAAUUUUUUGAUGAAGCAGACUUCGUUUGCCGGCAUGCGAGUGUGGGUUGUAAUAGGCAUUUGUGUUACCACAGUUAUAGUCUUGAUCCUGAUACUCCUACCUGUUUGGAUCGUCUUCCGGAGAAGGAACUGCCGGAGCUUUGACAAGGUCCCUCGAUCACAGAUUCCUGAUGUCUCUAAGGUGAUUACCGUAGAUAGAGUUGGUGGUCGGACUUUAGCUCAGAGCUUCCAUGAUCGCGAGGGGCCUGUUCUUAGCUCACAGCACACUUAUAGCGAUAAGGAGUCGGAGAAGGCUUUGGCACACUUGGGUGUGAGUAAAUCAAGCGAGGCAGAUACCUUGAGCCAAUGUAGUUCAGUUUACCAUAAUGACCGGUGUGGAAGUUCGCAUUCAGGCGAUGAAAGUAGCUUAGGGCCUUCUAAGAAAGCUUAUUCUUCUUAUGGACUUGUUUCGGCGUCUCCUUUAGUUGGCCUACCUGAGUUUUCUCAUCUUGGAUGGGGACAUUGGUUUACUCUCAGAGAUCUCGAGUAUGCCACUAAUCGUUUUGCAAAGGAGAAUGUUAUCGGUGAGGGUGGAUAUGGAGUUGUUUAUCGUGGUCGUUUGAUUAAUGGUACCGAUGUGGCAGUGAAAAAGCUUCUCAACAAUCUGGGUCAGGCAGAGAAAGAAUUUAGAGUGGAAGUAGAAGCUAUUGGGCAUGUUCGACAUAAGAAUCUGGUGCGACUCUUGGGGUAUUGUAUAGAAGGAAUUCACAGGAUGCUUGUCUAUGAGUAUGUGAACAAUGGAAAUUUGGAGCAGUGGCUCCAUGGUGCAAUGCGGCAGCACGGUGUUCUUAGUUGGGACAAUCGUAUCAAAAUCAUCCUAGGAACGGCAAAAGCACUUGCUUAUUUGCAUGAAGCCAUAGAGCCAAAGGUCGUCCACCGAGACAUAAAAUCAAGCAAUAUCUUGAUUGAUGCUGAUUUCAAUGCUAAGAUUUCCGAUUUUGGACUUGCCAAGCUCUUAGGUUCCGGAAAAAGCCAUGUCACAACUAGAGUGAUGGGAACAUUCGGGUAUGUAGCACCGGAAUAUGCAAAUACCGGACUUUUGAAUGAGAAGAGCGAUGUUUACAGCUUUGGAGUGCUCUUGUUGGAAGCUGUGACAGGAAGGGAUCCUGUCGAUUAUUCUCGGCCUUCUAAUGAGGUGAAUCUUAUCGAGUGGCUUAAAAUGAUGGUAGGGAGUCGGAGAGCCGAAGAGGUAGUAGAUCCAAGCCUGGAAGUUAAACCAGCUCCCCGAAUUCUUAAACGUGUUCUUCUCAUUGCACUGAGAUGUGUUGAUCCUGACUCUGAUAAAAGGCCGAGAAUGGGACAGGUGGUUCGAAUGCUUGAAGCCGACGAUGACCCGUUUCGAGAGGAUCGACGAAACCGAAGGAGCCGUACAGCAAGCAUUGACAUCGAGUCUUUGAAAGAGAACUCAAAUUCUAUUGAUCUUGAUAACAAAAUAGGAAUAUCAGAGAAGAAUCAAGCACAAAGCUAACAAGAAAUUGCUGAUCAGAAUCAUGAAUUUGCUAACGAAACUGAGAAUUUUCGUCGACAGCUGCUGAGUUUAAAAUCUGAAACCAUGGCGGGAUAUCGAACUGAAAACUUUAUUUCUUGUGGCAUUUUGGUUAUACUGUUUUUCUUGAGAGCAGCAAUUCCUUAAUAUGUUGUACAGAUAUCUUUCUCUUCAACUUGGAAUUCUUCAGUUCUUUGCAUUUCCAAAUUUAUUUCUCAUUUACUUUACAAAUGUUUGAAUGA